This is a messenger RNA of Malania oleifera, 1578 nucleotides long. Its product is annotated as DNA replication complex GINS protein SLD5. Gene Ontology annotation, biological process: double-strand break repair via break-induced replication; DNA-templated DNA replication. NCBI's taxonomy places the organism in Eukaryota, Viridiplantae, Streptophyta, Magnoliopsida, Santalales, Ximeniaceae. The transcript has 6 exons. Gene Ontology annotation, cellular component: GINS complex. The record is from RefSeq and is a predicted model, not a curated record. Bases 393 to 1082 code for a protein of 229 amino acids.
CCUCUCUUUCUCUCUCUCUCUCUCUCUCUCUCUAACCGUAGUCAUCCUCCACAAUUCUCAAAUGUUCGAGCAGAUGAGAUGAGACACAUCUGAGGUUCGUGUGUGAAUCUAUGUCCAUCUCGGCCGUUCAUCAUCUCGAGAUCAAAUCUCGAGACUGUUCGACGGUGAUAGAUUCACGCACAAACUCCUGAUCUGUCUUCUCUUCACCACCCAGUUAUUUCCCUUCCUUUUCCGGGAAGACAUGAUUAUUUUUCAUUUAUUUUCUUUUAAUUUUCCUUUUUAAUUUUUUGGCGCCCUUUUCUUGUUUUAAUUUUCGCUUUCGCUUUUAGCUCCCUCAAUGCUUUUAAAUACAGGGUGAUUUUAGUUAAAAUUUUUGGAUCGGAUCAGAUCAGAUGGCGACGGGAUCCGUGGAUGCGUCGUCGUUUCCAAUCGACGGUGACGAGCCGUUGGUCGCGGCGACCGAUGUGGAGCUCCUGAAGAGGGCGUGGCGUCACGAGAAGGCGGCGCCCGAGAUUCUUCAGUUCCAGGGCGAUUUGGUCCAGGCGAUCAGAGAGCAGAUCCAGCAGAUGGAAGAUAUUGUGGAGGAGUUUGCUGAAAGUGGGUCUGAUCCCCUCACUGUAUCACUUUACCAGAUGGACUUGGACAGGGCUCAGUUCCUGCUUAGAUCGUAUCUCCGGAUUCGUCUUCAAAAGGUGGCCACCAACUGUCAUCCUUAUUUGAUUGAGAAAUACAUGAUCCACAUUUCAGAAUCUGAUAUGCUAAACCAGCUUUCUGAACAAGAACAGAAGUUUGCCAAAAGGUGUACGGAUGAUAUGGAGAAACAUCUUGAGCAGUCUGUUCUGUCAAGAUUGCCUCUAUUUUAUCAGUCAAUUCGAAAGCAAUCCUCAUCAAGCGAAGAGAAUGACAUGGUUCCAGAGCCACCGGUGGAUUCAUUUGUAUUCUGCAAGAGCAAGGGAUCCUGGGGCGCUCUACAGCUCGAUGAAAGGGAGGACCCGCUGGAGCUGGUUGCGGAUGAUCUCUACAUUCUCCGUUAUCUAUCAAUCAAGCCCCUUGUUGAGACUGGCCAAGUUGACUUGGUCUAACCUCCACUAAAAUAAAUUAUAGGAGUCGUAAUAAGAUGUGCAUGCUCAUCAAAUAAAUGUUGCAUCUCUUUAUUUAUUUAUAUUUUUUGGAUUAUCGGGAGAACUCCAUCAUGAGCCACUCUUUGGAUCCUCCCAAUGCGGCAUCAAACUCACGGGUCGGUGAACUUUUCCUUUGGUUCACUGGCCAAAUUAAUUGGAUGCAUUUACGAUAUUCAUGCAUAGGUUAGGCAUUUGUCAAAUCCAAUCUCUUGUUAGGCAUUUGUGAAAUCCAAUCUCAGGACAUGUGUCAAGAGCCAUCCAUGGCAAAGUCAGGCUGCCAAAACUGAGCGUGUCAACGGGGAUGGAACACAAUUCCUUCACUGGUGUGGCCGCACCUUUUCACCUCACCCAUGCCUUGGGGGCAUCUUUUGUAUGUUUCUUUAGAUCGAUUUGUGUGGCAUGAUUUUAAUGGGAAGACAAUACUCAAUAGACAAGUUUUUUUCUUGUAGUGACUAAA